CUUAUAGCCAGCGAUGUAGGUAGGUACCUACAUGUGAUGUCAUAGAAGGUUACUCGUUACUCUACACUUUUACAUUCUUUUUUCAGUGUAUUGCCGUGUGUGUAUUAUGAAACUGUGUUAAUUUUUGUUCGGUCUCUAGUGUUUUAUUCACUAAAAGAUUAAUCGUAUGAUUGGAAUAUUUGAAAUCGAAGAAACAUGGGUAAAUUAUUUUGAUAUUUUAGUUCACCUUUUUAUUUAAUUACCAAUAAUAUUUGUACCUUCCAAUAUUUUAGAGAUAAAAUAAAUAUAACCUACAUUUAAUUACAGUGGCAAACUUUACGACCUUAUAUUAUAACUUGUAUUAUAUUGAUACCUUUUGAUUUUCAAAUGACCUAUGUUGGAAAUUCCAUAAAUAGAGGAAGUUUUAAAUAAAUUGAAUUUUGGUGUUAAAAUUUAAAUUUCUAACAGCCUGUUGGCGAGAUGAGCCACUUUUGAUUUUGGUAAUUGUGGGACAGCGUCUGGAUAGUGUACCUCCAAUCCCUUCAAUUUUCAAAAUAAAAAAACUUUACAAAGUGAUAAAUUACGCCCACGUGUUGAUGGGAAUUAAACAUUUUAACAAUAAAAUUAAUUUCAAAUAUAACAUAAUCCAUUUAUUAAAUUUCUCAGGUUGCUAUUAAAAAAUCAUAAAGUGGUUGUAACCGUUUCAAAAUCAAUCAUAAAGAUGAAAAAAAUAAGUCUUAAUAAUUUAUAGGUACAAUACGAGAAUUGCGUGCAUCUUAAAUAGCAGCCCAUUAAGAAAGUUCUGAAAAAAGUUUAUACAUUUCAAGCUAAUAUGUGAUGUGGAAAAUUAAUCACUGUGACUCUAUGUAUAACAUUAUAAUACAAACCUAUAUAUACAGUUUAGUAAAUAUAUGCAAGUAUAUUUAGUUUAAUUUAACUUCUAUAACGACAAGAACCAAUACAAAAAAAAUAACACCAUAAAAAUCAAUUUUUGUUCGGUUAGUAAGCCUGAAGUUUGGUAAAUUGUUCAGGAGUUAUUUAAAUUCAUCAGUACCUACCUUUCUACCUAUUUGAUAUCCAUGAUAAUAUAAAACAGCUAGCUCAGCUAACUUCAGUAGUUAAUUUCAAAUUAUGGCAUUACGGAACACGUAUGCGUGAAAAUAAAAAUAAUUACAGCUAUUUAGGUGGAAAAUUCAAAAAUGAAUACUUUUAAAAUUAUAAUAAAAUAAACGAAAUACAUUUUUGUAACUGCAUGGCUGUAAUAAUCUAACUGUAUUUUUUAGGUAGGUUAGGCAUAGCAUAUAAAUAACAAAUUCUUAAUUUCAUAUUUAAUACGGUUGUUAAUAUAAAUAUUAAAAUAAUAAAUAUGAACUGGAUUCUAUGUUUCUAGUUUGUUCGAUUGUUAUAUCGUUAUUAAUCGAUAAAUUUCAAUUUACAAUAAAAUAAUGAAAAUUUAGUUGAAUAAAAUCACGAUUUAAUAUGUUUAAAUACCGGCUAUGGCCAUAGUAAAUGGUCAUGUUGAAUUUUCUAGUAGGUAUCUAUAAUUAAUUCAACUUUACUGAACCUAUAAUACGCAAUUUAAACGUAUUGAAUAAAAUAUAGGCAAUAUUUUUAAUUGCCAUUAACCAUUUUAUUCCCCGUAAUCGAUGGUAAUAAACUUAAAAAUAUUUUGCACGGGACAACUUUACUUUUGUGUUCUAGCGUGCUUAUUAUUUUAAUAACACAGUAUAGUUAAAGUUAUCACAAUUAUCUGUUUUGUAAAAGUUCAGAUUUUUCUGUUUUAUUAAAAAUUAUUGAGAAGUGCUCUGCUGUCAAUUAAUAAUAAUAAGUACCUAUACGUUCCGAUUUCUUAACUUAAAAUCGAACCCUGUAUACAUAUAUGUACAAGAUUUAUUGUAAAAUGUUCUUAGCUGAUCAAAAGAUUAGUUAAGCGUCACUGAGUGUCUUAAAAAUAAAUUGUAUGCGAUUCUGUUGUAAUUUUUUUUGUACGUUUUAUAUUUAAAUCCAGUGGCGUGUCGAAGGGGUUGAUCGAGAGGCAGCCGCCUUUCAGUUUUUUCAAUGGGUGGUGGGUGCUACUGGGCGAGUGGGUAAUAAUUUAGUUUCAUAAUUAUGAACCACUAACGAAAAACUAAUAGCAUUUUCAUGUGGUAAAUUUAGAUUACGGUAAUAUUAUUUUAUAUUUUUAUUAACCCGGUUUAUUUUUUUUUAAAUAUAAUUUUACUAAAAAUAAUAAUGUCACUCUAAUGAUUUCAGCUAAAACUAUAGUUUAAUUUAGGCUUCGGUGAAUUAUUGGACAAAAUCGGUUAAAAAGUCUACUUAUAUUAACUCUGAAAAAAAUGAUGAAAUUGAUCGUAAUGAAGUAAUUGACAUGUUCACAUAGGACUCAGAUCAUUCAAUGCAGAAUUUAUUUUUAUUAAUAUUUUAAUUGUUGUACAACUUAAUCCUAUUAAAGAAACAGUAAUCUUUUAAACAAUUUUGUCACAUUUCGUGUCAUUUUGAUUAAUCUUAUAAUUAUCUCUAUGGUUUUAAAAUUGUUUGCAAAAGGCAAUCUGCCCCCUCUCAUAAAUGUUUUUUAUUAGGCAAUUUUCAAAAGAGAUAGACACCCAGUGUUUAGUGUUCAAAAAUAGUAGACGGUGGGUGGGUCAUAGGCCUGUGGGUGGGUGGGUAUCGAAAAAUAUAUUUGCCUCUGAAAAUAUAUGAGUUCGCCACGCCACUGUUCAAAUCUAUAACUAUACAAUUUACUAUAAAGUGAGCCAAAGUAUGAAUAAUUUUAAAUUCAAUAAAGUUCAAUAAAACAAUUUUCUAUUUAAAUUUAUCGUAACGUGUUAAUCGAACUUCACAUAGAAUAGUUACAAUCCCGUUUGUAGUAAUUUACCGUUGCACUCAGAAUUCAAACUAAAUUACUCUAUAAAGCAGUGGUUUUUAAACAAAGUACUACGGCCCACUGUUGUGUCCGCGAGCAAUCACUAAGUGUGUCGCAAUCUUUUGAAAUUUUUUUUUUAAAUUGUGACGGACCACUGGUUACAGUGAUCUAUUCGUUAAGUAUGAAGUCGUAACUCUUUUGAUUAUAUCUCAUUUGAAUAUGACUCAUCCAUUUUGUGCAAAAGUUUAAUAAUGACGAAAAAUAGGUUACAGUGUGCCGUGGUCAAAAAAAGUUUGAAAACCAUUGCUAUAAAACCAUAUAAAUCUACAUUUACAAUUUCCCACCAAAACAAAAACAGUAGAUAUCAGUUAUUGUGUAUUAUAUAUUCAAUUCGACGAUUUACUAAUUUUAUCAAUAUCAUGUUCAUCUGUUCAAUUUAAAUUGUUGAUUAUUUCAUCAUAAUUUGUACAAUAAAAAUGUAUAAUAACUGAGUUAAUUUUUAAAAACCAAAGAUUAAUCACUCGUUUUAUCGACUUUUAACUCUCGAUUAAUGUGUAUUGUUUGAAAAAUGUUGAGAUUUAGUAAUUUAACCUAAGUACUUACUUUAAAAAUAACUCAUACUUAAAUAAUACAAACUUUUAUCGAGUGGGAUGAUUAAUCGUUACCUUAAAUAACGUAAUACUUGGCCAAUUACUACUAAAGGUAAGGUUAGGUUAGAUAACAAAAUAAUAAUACUAAUAGUUAAAAACCUAAGUGCAUGUAUUUUUAUAUGCUAAUUUAAUUUUAAAAAAAUAAAUAAAUUAUGAUGAUAAUAAUAAUGUCAAUUUGGUUUUAUCGGUAUCAUUAAUUGUAAAAUAUCUUUACAAAAUAAACUUCACUAAUGAAUUACUUAAAAAAUUAUAGUUUUUUAAAAAAAAGGUAAGAUAAUGGGGAAGGAUGCAUCCACUGGUGUAGGUUGUAAAGGUAAGAUAAAGACAAGAAUUUAAUGUACAUCUUUGAGCAAUAUUAAACCAAUGCUAACGAAAAAUCGAUUCUGAACAGAGUUCAAUUGAUAGUGUGAUACUUUGUCAACAAUAUAUAUGCCAUAGUAUAGUAAAAUAAUUAAAUAGGCUCUAUAUAUUGUCUAUAUUAAUAUUUGUUUAAUGUUGUACCGAUUUCCCCGGUUUUCCUACAUUUUUCCAGUUUUUCAAAUUUGUUAAGAAAACUACAGGGGAAAUGGAAAAUAAUCUAUAUAAAGUACCUCCCCAGUAAAAUUUCCUUUCAGAAACAUUGCUAUCAUUAAAAGUUGGAGCAAAAUUGCUAGUUGAAAAGUUGUUCACAGAAAAAAAAAACAUCUUUGUAAAACCAUAAGCUUCUUCGCUCCAUUUAGAAUCUAAUAAGGGGUCACUCGAUUUUUCUAAAGAUAAUCAUUAGGUAUUCAUCGCUAUUUUUGGUUAUUUAUUUAUCAGGUCUAAAAUUGUAAUUUCAUUGUGACACAUGAAUUUUUAUGUACACUUGUCAGAGAUUACGAUGAAAUAUUUUUUUUUUUACUUAGGGCUAAUUUUAAUGAUUCCUAUCAGAAAAAAUAUGACUAAUUUAAAACAAUGUAAAAAUAUAAAAAUGUACAAAUGUUAAAUUGAAUUUAGUCUAGAUUUAAUUUGUCACUGUCUCAUGUGCAACCCUUGUGGACUUAGUCUAACUAUAUGUACAGUAAACAUAUUACCUAGCUACUGUUUUAUUUAAAUUGAUAUUUAAUACUUUAUUAGUUGAAAUUAUUAUUUUUCAGAUUUUUCAACAAUAUGUCAACUGCUCGUCUUGUUUUUGAUAUUGGUAAAAUAAAUUUAUUAUGUUUGUUUAUAAUUAUUUAAUUAUUUUUUUUUUAAUAAUAUAAUGCACUUAUUUUAACUAAUCAUAUACUUAUUUAAUUCAAUGUUUACAAAUUAUACUAAUUAGAAACAUACUGUAUUUAGAACGUAGUGCUGGCUGGUGAUAUGAUGAGAAAAUCAAUUGUUUAUGACAAAAAAACGCCAAAUGUAUUUUAUUGUCCACUAAAUAAACCUACAGGUAAUAUUAUAAAAUUAAAAUUAAUUUGGUAAGAAACUAUUAAUUAUUAUUAAUAAUAAUUUAUAUUAUAUUCAGUGAUGCUGCAGUAAUUUAAAAAUACUCAGGCAAAUCAGCCCAAUCAUUAUACUAUAUAACAUAAUAUACUUAUGACUAUUAACUAUUUAAUAAUUUUGUUUUUACUUUAUUAUUUUAUAUAGUUAUAUUUUGUACAAACACUACUCAUACUAUGUAUAUUUCUCAUCACUAAAAAUAUUAAUUAGAUGGCCACCCGACCUGUACCCCGGGUUUAACAUCACUGUUUAUAUUAAUGUUUGUCAAUAUAUAAAUACAUACUUUUAAAUUCUAGGUUUUGAUAAACUGUUUGUACAUUCAAGACCACUGAAAAAAUUGUGCGAAUUUGAUGGAAAACCUUUGCCAGAAGACUACAAAUCUGAUUGUUUUCAAGACGUUGAUGAAACUGAAUAUGCUUGCAAAGAGAAAUACAGAAUUAUGGUAAAUUAUACAAAUAUUAUCAGUAUUUUGUUUAAACUUUAUCUAAACCAGCAUCUAUAAUUAGUAAUUAAUUAAUAACAGUUAUUUUCAGAUAGGUAAAUAUUAAUUAUAUUUCAUUUAUAUAGUAUAUUGUAUAGGUAGGUACUUAUACAUUAAUAUUAAUAAUAAUAAUAACAACAUGUAUUUACCAUUUAGAAUUUGGUUUUAAACAUGAUUAACUAGAUAUCUACCUAAACUGAAAAACUGCAAUUUAACCAUUACUGAUGUAUUAAUAUGUAUUUGUAACUUUCAGAAAAGACUAUCGAAGAAACAGAUGGAUAAUUUGUUCGGAAAUAACGAUUAAAAUAAGAAUCCUAACAAAAUAAUGCUCUGUUAAUGUAAGCGGUUGUAAAAUCCUACUGAUAUAGAUUUAAGUUUUGCUAAUAACAUAUUUUAUUUUAUAACAAUAUUAUUGUGCUUAUUGCUUAUUAGUUAAUAGGUAUAGCUCAUUACCUAUACCGUAUAGGUAAUAAGUCAGACAGCUAGGAUAUAAAAGUGAUUUAUUAAAAUAUAUUUACAAAUUUUAAAUGCUUGCUUAACCGAAUUAUGAAUAAAAAACGUUUGAUAUAAUAAUAUUAGAUACUGGAAAAAAGUAUUAAAUGCAAACGGUAUACAUGAGGUUAUAAAUCAUAUAAAUAAGUCUUAAUUUAAUACAAACAAAAAAAAUGUUAAAAACUACUUUUUAAACAAAUAUAAUCCUUAACAAUUAAUAUAUUUUGACACACAGUGACUAUAUAAAGACCACGGUAAACAUAUUGCACUAACAACUAUGUACAAAAUAGUGAUCAGGAUUUGUUUAGUUUAUUAAAAUUAUUCUAAUCAUAAUCAACUAGUAUUAUUAAGAGCAGACAUGGGUAAUAAUAAAUAAUUCAUAAAAUAAAAGUUGUAAAAGACACUACAGAACAAGCUGUCAAAUUAAUGGUAGAUUUUACUGCAGAACAAGCUAUCAAAUUAAUAGAAGAUUUUAAUCGAACAGGCUCAACAAAUGAAUAUCAAAAACAGUAUACACUACAAGUUGUCACACAACACCUAAUACUAAAUUUAAAUAACAAUAAAAGUACUAGCUAUAAUAGAAUUGGUACAAUAAAUUACCUAUUCCUUACAGGGCAAUCAGAAUUUUAUGUUCUAGCAAUUUUCUCUCAUAAAUGUACAAAAUAAAGAAAAAUGUACAAUAUAAAAAUUUUCGGAUUUAUAAGCAUCUAAAAUAAUUUGUUUAAUUUUUUCUUUACUGUCUUUUUUUGAGGGGGAAGGGUUUAACUUUUGAAAAUUAAAUGGAAACUUAUAUUAAAAAUUUAAUUGAGCAUUAGUUUAAAUAAAUUUUGGUGUUGACAUUUUAGUUCAGGUAGAAGGAGAGUAGUGGAACUGCAUUUGUGUGGUGACACGGUAUAAUGCACUAUGAUUGAAUAAUGUACCACUACUUUAAUCCAGCCAAAUUUAGAAGUCAAAUAUCUCAUCAACGGAUUGACAGAAAUCAAAAUUUAUUUAAACUAAUGUUGCAUCUAUUACGAAAUGUUUAAAAUAUGAAUUACAAAAGUUUACCCUCCAAAAAGACAGUAAAAAAAAUAUAUAAACAUGUAUAUAUAUAUAUAUAUAUAUAUAUAUAUAUAUACAUGUAUUUAUGUUUAUAAAUUGAUAAAUUUUUGUGUUACACAGUUUUCUUUAUUCUGUAUAUUUAGUAAUAAUACAAAAACCCAGGUUGAGGUUCACUCAUAAAUAUUCUACUUUAUAAAUUUCAUAAUAGAUACUUUUACUCUAAAAUCAAAAUUAAGCUAGUUUCACUACAUCUGUGUAUUGUUUUUGCAUGUUACUCGGUAGUUGGACUGAAGCAGUAGAUGUAGAUGUUGCAUCCUCUGAACUAAAAAAUUAUAUUUUGAAGAAAACCUAUUUUUGAACUUUGAGGACUUUGGGUUAUAGGUUAAAUUUAACCAAUUGAUUUAAAAUUAUGUGUAUAUUAUUUUUAUGUAGAUAUACUCAAACUAAUUUAGAAAAAUCAACUGAAAAAAUUUCAAUAUUGGAAAAUAAGGGGUACAAAAUUUAAUGCUAUAUAAUCAAUUCUAUAAUUUUCUUUUGGCCAAUGUACUUUAUCUUCAUCUUUAGCUUAUUACUCAUAGUUAUUACUUAUUACUUGAGUCGUAAUUUAAUUUAAUAAUAUUAUUUUACAUUUAAUUUAUACAAUAUAAAUUUCAGAUGCGUCUUCAUCCCCCUGGUACAGAUGAUGACAAAGAGAGUUCAAAAUGGGAAAGAGCAUAUAAAAAAGUUGUCAGAAAACGUAAAAUACAACAAUUAUAGUAAAUUGUGAACCUAUAAAAAUAAUUGAUUAUACAUAUUUAAUAAAAUAUAUCAUAUACCUACCUAAUUAUAAUAAUAUACUAAUAAAGUAAGAAUUAUAAUAUUGUUAAUGAUAGUUGAAACCUUUAUGCUUAGGUACAAAUAACCCAAAUAUUUUUUUUUUUGUGAGGGGUGGUCUUAAGCCUCCAUCAUAUAGGUACAUAUUAUACUUAUAUUGAUUAUGUACACUUAGAAUUCACUUGAAAAGGACUUAAUUUAGGUUGCUUGGCUAAGUUUUGGGGGAUAAACCCCACCCCUAUUUGCACCUAUGGUAUAGUAUGUAUUAGUACCAUACAAAAGUGAAAUAUUAUCAUUGAUUUUAUAGUUAAUGAAAAACUAAUAUUGCUAACUAAUUAUAUAAUCUAAAUGUCAAUUAAAAUUUGUUUUUAUCUAAUUGUAUUUAUUUUUAAUAUACUAAAUUAUUAUUUAAAAUUUAAAAUAAUACAUACCUAAGUUAUUGUUAUAAUAAUCAAAAUAUAAUAAAUAUUUACUUUUUACUAAAAUAAUCUGUUAUAUACUGUUUUUCAUACACUUUGUUUUCAGUGUAUCUAAUAUUAUAACUUUAUAAGGUUAGUAGGGUAUCUAUCUAGUAAGUAUCUAUUUGUUUUUAAGUCCAUCUGUCAUCACUACUUUUGUGGUGUUUUAUACUUGAUUUAAAUUUAAACAUAAACCAUUUUAGUUUUUACUAACUUUAUUACUAUGCAUUUUUAAAGUAUAUUACGUUAAUACAUCAGAGAUGAGAUGUGAGUGAGCGAAACUAAUAUACUAUUAUUUCAUAAUGAACCCUAUUCUAGUUAAAAUAAAAGUAACGGAACAUAAUACUGUAAGAUCCGUAGCAUUGCAUUGGAUAUAAUGGUAAAUAAAUAGAUUGUGUUCUAAAUAAUUGUUUUUUUUUUCGAUAUUGAACAAUUUAUGAAUUUUACAUUGCACGUACAUUGCACCAUAUUCCUGGUCACACUUCACAAUUGGUGAUGACAGCAAUUAUAUGUAUACUUGUCAAAACUGAAUGUAAUCGAAACUCAAAAAUAGUAAAAAAAUCAAAAGGGACUCAAUCGAUUGUAUCUAAGAAAUAUACCCAUCCAAUAUAAUAGAUAACUCUGAUACCUACCUGAAUGUUUUUAUGUAUUCCAUCUAUUAUAAUUGCACUGUUUUUACUACAUAUAAAAUAAUAAAAAUCCACCAAAAUACCUACAUUUUAAAUUCAUUGUGUGUAAUUUUUUUUUUUUUAACAAACAUUCCCUU
Messenger RNA from Cinara cedri, 8986 nucleotides. Lineage: Eukaryota; Metazoa; Arthropoda; Insecta; Hemiptera; Aphididae. The record is from the annotation of a GenBank genome assembly.